AUGCAUCAACGUAGGAAGUCGAGUGCUCAUGCUCGCCACCUCGUCCCUUGCGAUGACUUUGCCGGUAUAGCCCCCCGUCUCAACCGUCUGCCUCAGCGUCUCGACUACACGCUGAUCCCAGCACCACUGGACCUGUCGCUGCCGCUCGUCGAUGAGAAAGCAGACCUUCCUGCCAUCAUUGUGACGCCCUCGUCACCCGGGUUCGGCGAGAGCGAGUUCUUCAUCGCUUUCAUUGCCCCACCCCCGUCGCCCACGUUCUCGCAACGGUUGACCACAUUGGUCCCCUCGCUCCCCUCGCUGCAUUCGUAUCUGCCGUCCCAGAUACAGCUCCCCACCACGCCGUUCAAAACCUCGUUCGAGGAGCGGAGCACCUCCGCCCGGGGCUUUGUGCGCACUGCCAUCCUCCUCCUGGUCCUGCUCUUCAUCAUGGGCUCGCACCUCGUCAUGCACCGGCUCGCCACCAACCACCCUCAUCUCGACUUUGACGUGACGCCUGAUCACGACACCGGCCUUGCCGCGCUAUCGCGCCCUGGAGAGAUGGACGUGUUCGGCGUAAGGGUGGACGCGAAUGACGUGGAGCAGGUCCAGCAAGACACGCCCACCCCCUCUACGGCCGCCUGGUUCGAUUUCAACGCGCUCUGGGCCGCUGCGCCUGCCACGAACACACGCUCGCCCAAGGACUUCGUCGUCGUCGAAUCUCCUGCCGCUGGAGAAGAGCACAGUAAUGAUCACGAUAACGCGUAG
Molecule: messenger RNA, 744 nt
Organism: Trametes versicolor FP-101664 SS1
Lineage: Eukaryota; Fungi; Basidiomycota; Agaricomycetes; Polyporales; Polyporaceae
Exons: 2
Coding region: 1-744 (247 amino acids)
Source: RefSeq, a predicted model, not a curated record